AUGCAGUUCACUCUCUCCCUCCUCUCAACCCUCACCGCUCUCGCAAGCGCUUCCCACCCAGGAACCGGCAAUAUCUGGAGCGGCGACAAUGUCUCCGCGGGCUGCACCAACGGCCAGUGCUCUUAUUCCUUCACCUUCAGCGGCCACUCCACCAAGGACCUGCCCGAGUUCGAAGCUCAUUGCAGCGGACACACCGGGAUCUUCGAUGCGGUUCUGCGCCCAUGCACGCUGGUCCCAGGAAAAGGACACACGUCGUCGGCGGUUGUCGAGGCGUCUGCCUAUCUCGCGCUGACCCCACCGAGCAAGGAGGAUCCGGAUGGCAAGGCGCAGGCGGUGUUGCGGCUCGACUUUAACGACGCGAACCCUUUCGUCGAUCAGUGGCAGGGCACGAAGGAUGGAUCUUACACGGAAUUCGCGCAGGCCGGAUAUUCCUUUAAGGUCAUUACGGGUCCGAACACUGGCGCUUAG
Molecule: messenger RNA, 468 nt
Organism: Zymoseptoria tritici IPO323
Lineage: Eukaryota; Fungi; Ascomycota; Dothideomycetes; Mycosphaerellales; Mycosphaerellaceae
Exons: 2
Coding region: 1-468 (155 amino acids)
Source: RefSeq, a predicted model, not a curated record